Knipowitschia caucasica is the source of this 2517-nucleotide messenger RNA. NCBI's taxonomy places the organism in Eukaryota, Metazoa, Chordata, Actinopteri, Gobiiformes, Gobiidae. The record is from the annotation of a GenBank genome assembly.
AUGGGAAAGAAAAAUCGUUUUGCGGGUGGGGCAGCAGGUCGAAGGACCAUAUUACAGCUUUCACCUCCCGGUUCACGUGGAAUUUAUACGGGCGAAGCGCACUCCGGAUCCGAAGAUGAACAAGACGUGGACGGACAUAAUUUCCUUCGAGACGGGCAAUCCAAAACAAAGGCUCCCACGGUUAAGGCAACGGAGGGUUUGUCUUUGCUUGGAGCAUAUGCAGACAGUGAUGAAGAUGAUGUUGAAAUGAAGACCCCUGUAAAUCCACAGCUCAACAAGUCUGCUGACAUAGAUAGUACUUUGGCUGAUUUUAUGGCUGAAAUUGAUGCAAUAACUACCCAACCCACAACAGAUGAUGACAACUGCGAUACAACUGGCUCUAUUCCAACAACUGGCAAUAAUGGUCAGAAAUCUGAUGGUACCGAAUCCAUGGAAACGCAAAGUGCAAAUGCUGCUUUUGAAUACAACACCCAGGACUCCUUAGCUGGAGUGGGAGUUGAAAUGGGGGACUGGCAAGAGGUGUGGGAUGACAACACAGGCUGUUAUUACUAUUGGAAUACAGUGACUAAUGAAGUGUCUUGGGAGUUGCCUCAUUACUUGGCUGAUCAAGUGCAAAGUCUUGGAAAACAAGCAAUCAACACUAGUGUCAAUGGCAACGGUACAGCCCAUGAUGAACACCAUACAGAGGAAGUGGUCGUUAAAGAUACUGCAAUGACGGAGGCUAAAGCAGAGGUUAUUGAAAGUGUUGUUGCUCUUGUCAGUGAGAAGGAAGAGCAUUGCGGAGUAGCUGCUUCUCUUUUGGGCCCUUUGAUUCCCUCCGAAGUAAAGGAGGCAGAAGAAAAGUGGAGAAAGAGACUGCUCAAAGGUUUAGAUGAAACGGAGAAUUCUUUGGAUUCGGAUGGAGAAGCUGGACAUUCUGUAGAUUCUCCUGUUCCACCGCUGGACCAAGACACUCCUCAGAGUGAGAAAGAUGUCCCUGCAAAGAACCAAUCGGUUCAAAACUCGGACGAUGAAGGGCCUGAAGAAGAUACGGAGGAGUUGGAGUUGGCUCUCGAAAGAAAAAAGGCUGAAUUGAAGGCUCUUGAAGAUUGUGAUGGAAGUGCUGGGGGCUCCAGCCCUUGUUCUGAAACUAGUCAAGAUGCCACAAAUUCUGAGAGCACACUGUUCAAGAAGAAACGCUGGAAAACUGCCUUCCCUAGUGCACCUAGCCCAGACUCUACCAGCAGAACUUCUAACAUGGCAGAAAGCACGGAGACUGAUCUCCCGAAAGUCGUUGAUAGUGUUGUGCAGGGAGAAGAUACAGAAACAGAGACUAAAAAUCCAGAAGACUCAGAUGAUGCAGAAAAUACUUCAGCUAAAGAAGAAGUGGAGACACCAGAGCUCAAGUUCCAGAUAGGAGAACUUGCCAACACCUUAACCAGCAAGAUGGAGUUUCUAGGAAUAAAUAAGAAAACUAUCUCAAAUUUUCAACUUCUUCUUCUGCAAACAGAGACAAGGAUUGCUGACUGGAGGGAGGGUGCUUUGAAUGGAAUCUAUCUUCGUCGCAGGCUGCAGGAAGCUGCUGAACACAUAAAAUAUUACGAACUUAACGCCACCCCUAAAGGCUGGUCCUGCCACUGGGACAGAGAACACAGGCGGUAUUUUUAUCUGAAUGAGCGGACUGGUGCAUCACAGUGGGACUUUCCUACAGAGGAGGAAAAGGGAGAGGAUGCCAAGGAAGGAUCAUCUGCUGCUAAACUCACAGUCUGGACCUCAUCCCAACCUCCUCUUCCGAGUAGCCCGCCGCCACCCCUCUUCAGCAGUUCCCCUCCCCCACCAUUGCCCCCAGACUCUCCACCCACACCACCUCCUUUGCCUGACAGCGAUACUGAGAUCAUGGAGGUGGAGAUGGAGAUGGAUGACGAUGAUGGGGAACCUCCAGCCCCUGGUACAGAAGAGGAGAGCGAAGGGCCUCCUCUUCCACCAGGCAUUGCAAACACAAAAAUUGUAGACUCCAGCGCUUUUGGGAGGACACUCAAACGUAAGGCUGGUCAGUCAAGUAAAACUGUUACAAUUGGAAGUAAUCCCAUCCGCUACAGUCAACUUGUUGCAAAUCCAGCUCCAAUAAUGCCUGUGGCUGCUUAUUGGGGAAUGCCUGCUCUUCCACUUGUGCCUUCUGAACCUCCGCUGCCACCCCAGCCUCCACCUCCCCCAAUUCCCCCACCACAACCACCCUCGGAACCUCCUCUGCCAAAACCCACAGAAAAAGUAAAAAAGACCAAAAAUAAGUCAAAGAAGGUUAAAACCAAAAUGCCGUCUUUGGUGAAGAAGUGGCAGAGUAUUCAGAAGGAGCUGGAUGAGGAAGAGAAAAGCAGUUCCAGUGACGAGGAUAGAGACCUACUUAACAAAAAGGGCAUUGAAGAUUGGAAAUAUCAGCAGCUUAUGACGGGAAAGGCGACAAAAAAUGCCAACUUUGAAGCGAUUCCAGACAAUUGGCGGGAACGAAUAAAAAAACGAAAGAUGAUGAACAGCACAUAA